Messenger RNA from Saccoglossus kowalevskii, 2868 nucleotides. RefSeq names its product ectopic P granules protein 5 homolog. NCBI's taxonomy places the organism in Eukaryota, Metazoa, Hemichordata, Enteropneusta, Harrimaniidae. Gene Ontology annotation, biological process: autophagosome maturation. Gene Ontology annotation, cellular component: cytoplasm. The record is from RefSeq and is a predicted model, not a curated record.
GAGAUAUGGACUGAAUUUCUGGAUAAGGACAGAGUUGAGUUUGAGGUGAUACAGUUAGUGAGUUCCUGGGUAAAAGAGUGCAAAGUGAUACACUGCAGUGAUGGAAAUAGACGACAUUCUCUACUCACUGAUUACAGUACUCAAUCAAUUGAAUCUCGAAUUCUUCACCGCUUGAAGCAGUACGAGCCAUCAAAACCACCCCCGUCUAUAGUACCUUUGAAAUCACCAGUACCUGCGAUAUCUGACGACUUACUGAAUAACAGUAAUAGAAUGGUAGCCACAUUGGAAAAUGAUAUCAGGUCAUUAGUUGAAUACGCAAGGAUAUUCAGUGUGAGAGAAGCCAAUCACAUCGCAAUAGAUUGUAAUUAUAUUGAGGUGUUGCCAGAUUUAUAUUACAAUAAACCAGUUGAAUUAAAUUUACAGGUACCGUGUAAGAGCGCUUACAAGUUGAGUCACAAGUGUUCGGGACCGGCUUUCUUGGUUCUCAGGUUUCGGGAAAUGACAAAGAAUUCUAUCACAGCCAGAAAAUUGGACGCCAACAGAGAGGAGUAUGAACAGGUAUUACAAGAAUCGAUGUCACCCCCACCGAUUGCUGUUUGCACAGCUGCUGUCCAUAUAGAAAAUGCUAUCACUGCCCUUAUAAAGUGCAUAAGAGAGAAACCAUUGGAAGAGAGAGAGAAACUGCCAGCUUUUGAAUCUGGUGCCAGAUUGUUUUAUCAGCUCAUAGCAGAAAGUGAUGACGAUAUCAGACAUUAUCCACCAACCAAACAGUUCUUUUCAUCUUGUUUAGAGAUAUUAGGACAGGAAUUCAUCUUAGAUACCGUCGACCAAUCACAACCAUUACUGUCAGCCAUGUUGGAUAAACCGGUUCUAGCUGGACUUCUUGCUCCAAACUUCAACCCAAACAAUUGCAUUGAGGAGUUUGUAGAUAUGUACAAACAAGUAACAAAGCUACCCCAUGAGAAAAGCGAUCUGGCAUUCAUGUUGUUAACAAAGUUUGAUGUAGCUAGGUGGUUGAAAGAAUACAAGCCUAUCCUGUCGCUACGGUCACAGCUGACUGAUAUCAUUGGACUAGCUCUCUGUCUGUGUGGCCAGGAACCUGAAUUACAAAUACAAAUGUUAUUUGAAAUGUACAGAAGUCACCUUAAGUUACUGUUAAUGAAUCAGUUUCCAGAUCACUAUGGUGAUGUGCUCAGACUGCUUCUAUUAGUAAUAUUGUACUGCCAUGUAUCUGAUGAGGAAUUCUUCUACUGCCUAGCAACAUUGCUAAUAAAGGAGACAAUUGAAUGGUUGACAAAUUAUUUCAAAAAACUACGAGUGUCCACGGCAGAGCUUGCCAGGUUUGGAUUAUAUUCAAAAUGGCGGCCGUAUAUCAAACCGCUGUCAAACUUUUUUGGGUUUUUAUCACAGACGUAUAUUGUAAAGGAGGCUGAGAGAGUGAUCUCAGUUGGAAUGGGCAUUGAACAAGAUGUUCUUCCGCACUAUAGCCAUGAUGCACUAAGUCUGUUCUGGCCUUACUAUGUCAAUGUGUUAUCUCACAAGGGUAUAGUAGAACACGUACUACGUGUAUGCCAUGCCAGGUUUGUGGCUUUACCCUGGAAUAGUUUCUAUCCAAGACUGGAUGCUGUGGAACUCAUGUUGAAGCUUCAAGAUGGAAGUCCUACAAGUUGUUUUAUCUUCCUGGGUAGUAUGUUUUCUCAGAUGAAUUGGGUUGAAAUCACUCAGCAUUACAUGAGGAACGUAUCGCCUGAUAUAGCGACCAAAUUACACGUCUGUUUGUUGCUUUUACUCAUCAUGUUUUCAAGAGAAAAGACGAUCAUUACGACUAACACGGCUAUGCAGGCAUUAAUCAAGAAAUCAGAAUCCUUCCAAUGGGCGUACAUAGACAGUUCGUCAUAUGAGAACGUCGUACAGUGGUUACUCAGUAAUACGGAUCCAGAUACGAUACUAUCACAAAGACGAUGUAUGGAAGAUAAAGGUCUGAGUUUACUAAGAGCAGCUGCUGGCUUUGCUCAGAAUGUUCCUGUGAAUCCAGACACUUCGGUUAAACGAUGUUCCUACAUACGCUGUGUGGUUCAGAUGAUUUGUAAAUGUUCUCAUCAAAAAGAAAUUAAAGUUGAAAGUUUUGCGACAGCAAUUGAUGACAUGAUGCAGGAUAUUGAAUCUGUGGCUUCAGUUGCCGUUGAUACUCAAGCAAUGACGUCAGAACUGAUUGAUUUGCUGACUGAAGUUCUCAAUCUUUUGAAUAACUGUGCAUCAGCUGGUAGAGGGAUAGAAGUGGUGGAAAGGUCGCUAGUGAGGUGGAUAGAACGCAGUCCUUGUAGUGUCUUAAUAUUACCGUUAAUAACAGCAGCAUGUAGAACAUUGGCUUCAUUAACGCAUAUGGUUCUUAUAGUGGAGACGUGUAUGGAUUCCUAUUUCAACUCAGGUAUGGAUCUGAGUCAGUUUGGUGGAUGGAGUCAUGUGACUGAUAAAUUACAAGUACCGGAGUUGACUCAUGAUGAAUUUUUGGAGGAAUGCAUGAAACAAGGCGCCUACCUCACGUUAUAUGCAUACAUCUUGCAACGAUUGCCAUUAUGUCAAAGUCUGAAUGAUGAAUUGAAUAUAUUGACAAAGAUUGUGGACUGGACUACUGCUGCUAAACCAUGUGACGUGAAUGAAGCGAAACUUUUACUGUGGUGGUCUAAAGCGAUUGAACUGUGUUUACGACAAGUAGAUUACGGUGCUCCGCAUCAGUACGUGAUACGUACGAUUAAUAAUCUGGCGCCAGCGUUGCAUGUCUUGGGAGAAGACAAAACAUCAGCUGGUUUAUUGGGAGCUAUCGGCUUAGGAAGACGAUCUAGCCUCUCUCUAAGGUAUGCUAAUUAG